Neospora caninum is the source of this 8301-nucleotide messenger RNA. Its product is annotated as putative flavin-containing amine oxidase domain-containing protein. Bases 1 to 8301 code for a protein of 2766 amino acids. The record is from RefSeq and is a predicted model, not a curated record. The transcript has 9 exons. Gene Ontology annotation, molecular function: oxidoreductase activity. NCBI's taxonomy places the organism in Eukaryota, Apicomplexa, Conoidasida, Eucoccidiorida, Sarcocystidae.
AUGGAGCCCUAUCGCCACGGACAGGAUCCCUACACCCUUUAUCCUUCAGCUGCGCCUGCACACCCUCAGUCGUCGCCCGCUGCCGCCCCGUCCUUUCUUCCCGCUCUCGUCCCGCAUCCUUCCUACUCGUCUCUCGCACCCCCGCUGGGUGGCGGCGCGCCUCGCCCUCUCGUCUUCUCACAGCCAGGAACGCUCGUUCAGUGUGUCGGCCUGACGCCUUCCUUCGCAGUGCCUUCCUGCGCACCUCAAUCUGAUUCACGUCCCGUCUCGUACUACCCUGUUCAGUGCACCCCGUUGUCUCCGUCUUCUGCUUCACACGCUCCGUCUCUCGCUUCUUCGUGGCAUGCGUCUCCUCACGGGAGAGAGUUCUCGGCGCAUGCGGAGAACGACGCGGGCCGCAGUGCUGCGUAUCGCUCGUCGCGAUGGGGCGUCCAAGAAGGGAGAAACGCCGCAAGGCGAGAGGAAAGCGGGAGAGACGGGCGAGCGCAUGCGAAUGCGCCUCUUCUUCCGUUGCCCACGAGGCCGCCAUCUCGCCGCAGUGCGCCGUCGGACAGCGGACUGCUUCCCCUUCCUGAGGGGCUGUCCUCCCACAUUUCGCGCGGACAUGCAUCUGCGAGUUCCCCGGCGCUCUCGGGCUUCGUCCACGGGCGGCGAAGCGACUGUCGCGGGAGAGCGCCCCAAAGCCGUUCGCGGCACCCGGCUUCCCGCCUCGCCCGUGGUGACUCUUUCCUCUCUUCUUCAUCGCUGUCGUCUUCUGCGUUCCACGCGCGCGGAGCGCCAGGGGCAGUGUCUGCGCCUGAGAUCCGCAGCGUCUUUCCGCAGUCGCGUUAUGCCGAUCCGUCGGCCUCUCUAUCUGCACUGAGCUCGCCGUGUUGCGCGGACCUCUCGCCGUACAGCGCCUCGUACACCACGUUCCAGUCCGCUUUCGCGACAUCAGCUUCUGUGGAUCCUCGCGCUCCGGGCGUCUCUUCCUUUUCUUUCUCUGAAGACGACUCCGCUUCCGUCGACGUCGUGGUGCAUGCAGGGCCACCGUGGGACGCAGGACGGCGACGCUCGGCUUCUCUCCAGAGCCUCUCGUCUCUCUCUUCCUCCGACGAGGAGAAGGAACAUGGUAGCCAGGAAGCUCGCGGACGAGGGCGCGCGGCUCCGCGGGCGCCUCCUCGUCCGGCGAGUGAAUCGUCCGUGUCUUCUGCAACCGCUCCCGUCUCGCCUUCCGUCGCUUCUGCCUUCUCCGCUAUCGCGACUUCUCGGCCGGUGGGCGGGUCCCGCCUCUCCGUUUCGAGUCUCCCUUCUUCCGCGCCCGCGCCCGCCGUCGGUUCAGCAGCCCCGCCUUCAGACUCACCAGGCUUCGCUGCUUUUCCGCCCGUCGCCCCGCGCUGGGGGCUCUCUCUCGAGGACAGUUCCGCGGCAGAGCGCGCGCAUGCGGUUUCUCCCACCCUGCGAGCGGAACAACGGAACGGCCUGCCGUCUCGCGCUUCCCCCUCGAGCGAAGUGAUUGUUGUCUCUGACGGCGAGGAGCGAUCCGACGCUGAAGCAUCUCGCAGGCCGGACGCACCUGCAAAGCGUCAUGGGGAAUCCGAAGCCGCGGGCGACGCUGCCAGCGGGGGUUUUGCGCCGGCGCCAGCGUCUGCUGCUCGGCAACGCCUCCGCCUCGGUUCGGACCCCCAAGAGGCCGAGCGAGAAGCGGAAACGGACUCUCCCCCCGUGACGGGCCGACGCGAAGGCGGCGAAACGGAGAGAACCUCGAGGCCUUCGACGCCCGGCCCCUCAGAAGGCGCUUCCUUCACUUCUCGCUCUGCACGCGUCGACAACGACGGGACGCGCCAAGGCGGUUCUAGUCGAACCCUCCGCUCGACGCGCCGAGCCUCGGGAGCGAAUCCCGCGCUCUCGUCAAAACCUUCUUCCUCGUCUUCUUCCUCGUCUUCUUCCUCGUCUUCUUCCUCGUCUUCUUCCUCGUCUUCUUCGUGUUCUUCCUCUUCUUCCUGUUCCUCCUCAUCUGUGUCGGUUUCCUCUCUUUCUGCCUCUUCUGCCUCUUCGUUGUGUCCGUCUUCCGUUUCUUCUGUUGCCUCUGAGCUUCCUGGUCCGGGGCGUUUGUCCGAGCCUCUGUUUUCUGCACUUCCUGCGUCGUGCGUCUGUUCCGGGUCCGCGUGCGCGCCGGCGCCCGGAUACUCGCGGCUGGAGUCUUGGCUCUCCUUUCGGCACCUGCGGGUCUCUCGGACUGCGGAGAAGAAGCGACAGAGUUUUUUGCGCGGGAAGAAACACCUGAGAGUCGCCGUGAUCGGCGCGGGGAUGGCCGGAAUCAGCGCGGCGCGAGAACUCCGAGACGCGGGCGUAAAAUGCGUCGUCGUCUACGAGGCGCGAAACCGCGUCGGCGGUCGCUGCUGCAGUGCGACAGUCACGCACCAGAGCGCCGCGGGGUGUGAAAAGCCGGCCGAGCCCACAGCUUCCACGGAGACAGAACCGGGCGAGACGGCAGACGCCGACUCCGCCGCAGGAGGGGAGGAGAACGGAGAGAAAGGGGCGAGCGGAAGAAGACGAAGCGAAGAGAACGAAGCGAGAGAGGAGCGACAGGUGGAGCGCGGAAAGGCGAAGGCAGGCCGGGAAGGCGAGGCACUCGCAGCGUCGAGGGGAUCAGAUCGAGAGGCGCCUCUCGACGAAAGUCUCGAGGUCACCGAAAUACCAACUGAGACUCGAGGCGCUUCCUCUUCUUCCUCUUCUUCCGCUUCUUCCUCUUCUUCCGCUUCCUCCUCUUCUUUCGCUUCCUCCUCUUCUUUCGCUUCCUCCUCUUCUUUCGCUUCCUCCUCUUCUUCCUCUUCUUCCUCGUUUGUUUCGUCGGCCCUGCCUGCGCCGUCGCCUGCAUCUUCGCGUGUCUCUGUGAUUCCCGGCAUCGACUUGGGAGCGUCGUGGAUCCACGGCAUCGACGACAAUCCAGUGCAUGCGAUUUGCCUCGCGCACAACUUGCAUCCGUUUGGAGCCGCAAAGGGCGCCGGCGCCGCCGACGGUCUCGCCCAGGCUGCGCCGAGCUGGCCAGGCGCGGGCGGUUCGGCCAAGGCGAGCAAGAAGUCCGGAAAGCCGCCGCGGCCUGGCGCGGGCGAGGCCGCGGCGGAUCUGGAAAUCGUCACGGAAGCGGAGGAGGCGCUCUUUGACGAAGCGACAGGCGAGCGCGUGGACGAAGCGGUUGACGCCUGGGCGUACGCCGCACACCAGCGGCACCAGCGAGAGGCUGACUGUUCUGCACAGCGCGACGAGGAGCAAAAAAACUGGAGGCAGUGGCCCGGAGGGCGGAGCGGCGCGAACGUGGACCAGAGACAGCUGCUGUUCCAGUCGCUCGGCGGGGUUUUGAACGCAAAGAUGCGAGACGCGAUUCGCACGAGAAAACGGGAAGCCUGUCGACCGCGCGACGAGCGGAAGGGCGGGAGAAAGCGACGCACCAGGGUUCCAGUCGCGGGGCCGCAACGGGCGAAAGAGACGGCGGAGCGACAGUGCCUCGAGAGUCCCGAGGCCGACGCCGACGAGCUCCGACACGAAGGCGACUGCGUCGAGGGGAGACUCCUGAUGUGGCAUUUGAACAACUUGGAAUAUUCUGCAGGAGCCGACGUAGAUGACCUCUCGUUAAUCUGCUGGGACCAGGACGACCUGACGGCGUUCCAGGGUCAACAUGUGCUUAUUUGGGAAGGCUACAAGGCGGCGGUGGAGGUGCUAACGCGGGAUCUGGACAUUCGUCUCCAGCACGUGGUCUCGCGCAUUUCCUACGGCGACUCCGGUGUAACCUUGGCAUUUGAAAACGGGACCGUUUCGCCGCUCUUCGACUUUUGCAUCAUCACGCUGCCGCUCGGCGUUUUGAAGGCGUCGGUGAACGCGUACGAACUCAGCGCACAGGCGCAACUCGUGGGCCGCAGCCCCGCGGUCCCGCCGCCCCAGUCCGGUCUCCUUUCGUCGCGCGCGCUUUCGGGCUUCUCCCUGCCUCGAGGCGGCGCCGAGGUCGAGAGCGAGAAGCGAACGGAGAACAGAGACAUCGAGACAGGGGGGGAGACGCGAGGGGAAGGGCGCGGUACAGAGGAGGAAGCGUGGCGAGUUGAAGACAGCGAUGAAGACGGGGUGGAAGACGAGCGAGAGAACGGCGACGGACGAACGAACGCGCGGGACUGCAAAGCCGUCGUCGACUUGUGCGGCUUUGAGCCAAAGACGAGAGGCGGCGACCUGCGAGGCGCUGCAGGCCUCGGCUCGACAGGGUCCGUCUCCUUGCAGAAAGGAGACGGUCUCCAGGGCGCGGUCGCCCUCGGGGACGACUCAGAAAGACUUCUUGGCUCUUCCCACGCGUCGCUUCUUCUCUCCGCCGACUUCCACUUUGCCCGUCCGCUGGCCUUGUCGGGCUUCGUCCAGGCAGGCGCGACUGCGGGCCACUCGCCAAUCGUCUCGUCGACGUCCGACUCAGAGGGCGCCGGAACUCCCCAGGGCGAAACCGACAGCAGCCCUCUUCCUGCUUCCCCAGAAGCUUCGUCUUCUGCGAGGCGAGGAGCAGGCGAGGCACACGGACGGCGGGAUGCGCAGGGAGACGUCAAAAGCGGGGACGCCGGAGACAGUGUCGAGGUUUCUGAGACCGAAGACAAGGAUUUCGCAGCCGCAGCUUCGCUCUCUGCCUCGUCGUUCUCGUCUUCUGUCUCUUCUGUGGGCGUGGCGGAGAGUGGCGGGGAGCAUGCGGGUCUCAGCCGUGUCGAGCGUGCGGACGCUCGGGCCGCUGCAGGCGGCAAGCCGAAAGGCCAGGAAGGCGAACUUGACUGCGAAGAUGAAAGCUUAGCAGACACACUCCAUGACGUCCCGGUGGACUUUACACUUCCCCCCGACAUUCUCCCUUUCCUCAUUUCUUCCAAGGAAGGCCGGGGGCGGAAGGCGAAAGUGGAGGACGUCGGCGCGGCGGGUGAACAGCCUCCAGGAAACCGGAAUGCAGGGGACGCGCGGCGCUCCUCGGCGGCGAACGAGGGUGAAGGAGCGAAGGCAGACGCGCAAGAAGACAACCGACUCGCCGACGUGAAGGCGGAAGUCUGUGCCCAAGCAUCUGCCGCCUGCGCGGUUUCCGCAGCUUCGGCCGCCUCGCCCACCUCGUGGUUCGAGCUGUCGAAGGAUCGGUGCAAAAGCCGGCGCGGCGUCGUGGCCUUCGAUCCGCCCUUGCCGGAGUGGAAGCGCGAGGCGAUCAAAAUCGUGGGCAUGGGAAACAUGAACAAAGUGGCGCUGGUCUUUGAGACCCCGUUCUGGCUGAAUGAAGACGAAGACGGAGAAGAAGGCCAGGAGGAAGCCGGAGAGACAGCCGCGCAGGCCAUGCAGGAGAGAGGACUGGGAGCAAGCGCAGGAGAAGAGGAAGGAAAAGACGGUCGAGGCGGGGACGCGCAGCCGCGAGACGAGGCAAAGUCCAGUGACCACAUAGGGACGAAGGCAGGCGGCGAGAGGGCCGAGAAAGAGACAGAAGAGGAGCGUGAGCCGGGCGAAACACCCGACGCAGGGGGUUCUUGGGACAGGAGAGACUCGAAGGACGGGAGAGAGGAGAUCGAAGCCGCCCCAGAUGAACAGGAAAAUGACGCCAGAAACCAAACAGACGACGAAGGAAGAGGGAUCGAAGACGGAGACGACUGCUGCAUUAUUUUGGAGACGCGAACCGACGGUUCACUGGCGUCUCCGUGCCCCCGAUCGUCGCCUCCAUGCGCGGGUCGAGUGUCUUCCCUCCCGAUCUCUCUGGAGCCUGCGUCUCGCGCUGUCUCCUCUGACGCGAGCGUCGACGCCUCCGCCCUACCGAGCUCCAGUGGUUCUUCGGUCUCCGACCCGCGUCCCUCCCUCGGUCCCUCUUCUCUCCCUGCCUCGGCUGCUUCGGCCCCGCCCGCUUCAUUCGCCUCGCCCUCUCUGCCGCACGCAGUCCUUGGUUCAUCUUCUUCGACGGCUGUCACUUCCCCUCUCCCGUCUGCGUCAUCGUCCUCCGCCGCCACCCUUGCGGACGCCGCGUCGAGCUCUUCCGCUUCUCCCUCGUGCACCUUGUCGUCUCCUCCCUCUUCUUUCGGUUUUCCUGCCUUUUCUUCCCCGUGGUAUGCGUCUCAGAAUCGGACUGCGCUGCGGCGCUGUGAGAACCCAAAGAGCGGGAAAGGCGGCCGCGGCGGCGAGAAGGGCGGCGGGCGCAGCGGCAGGAGGCGCCGAGAGGAAGCAUCCAACGAGGCCGCCUCGAGCGACGCUGCGGGGCGCGCGGGCUCGAGGGACGAACGCGACGCCGAGAACGCCAGGACGCGGCGAUCGGGAAGGCGAAAACGCGAUCUGAUAGAGCCGAACAAGUCCUCGGACUCAGAGGGGCGCAACGCGCGGAAGCGACGCAGAACGCAGAAGAAAAAGCGAGUCAAGGCAGUCCCCAGACAACGCGGCUGGGCCUCCCGGGAAAAAGGGAGAUAUGCGCAGCUCGUCUACCUCCACCCGAAACCGAUUAUUCUCAUUCUGGUUCCAGGAACGUUUUCCUUUUUGUCGGAGAAGAAGCCGAAGGAGGAGAUCGUGUGCGAGGCGCUGCGCGUUCUGAUUGAAAUCCACAAAGGGCGAAUCGAAGCGCCGAUCAAGGCCUUCGUGUCGCGCUGGGGCAAAGACCCGUUCGCCCGGGGGAGUUACUCGUACCUUCCGCCUGGCACUACAGGAAGAGACUAUGAUCUCCUUUCCUAUCCGGUGCACCAUCGACUGCUCUUUGCUGGCGAACACACGAUUCGGCCGUAUCCGAGCACUGUUCACGGCGCGUGUCUCAGCGGCCGGCGAGAGGCGACACGCAUCAUCGACUGGGCGACAGGCCUCAUGGAGAGACAUGCUUUCCUCAAGUGGUUUCAAAACACUGAAGAGGGGCUGUGGUUCUCUGUCGAUCUGAACGAAAUGGAAGCGGCGCCGAGCUACUACGAGGACUGCAUCGAAGGCCCGACUGCAGCAGAGCGCGAGGAGUGGUUCGCCGCCGGCAUUCGGUGCGCCUUCUGCGGGGAAGCUCAAACCUUCCAACGCCCCUUCGUCGGAUGUGUCUCCAUUCCUUUCCCUCCGUCCUCUUCUCCCUGCUCAAAUCCCUCCUCGAAUCCCUCCUCGUCCGCUUCUUCGUCUUUGUGUGACGGUCCUGGCGCUAGGGACGGUGGCGAGGCGGCGCGCGUUUCGCUCGCGAAGCGUCGAGACGAAGAGAGCCCUUGUUUCGCGCCUCUCGAGCGGAACGGGGCGAGCAGCGGCUUCUGUCUCCGCUUCGCGGUCCACGAAGACUGCAGCUACUACACGCCAGGCAUCGUCAGCGACAACGAAGGCAGUCGCUGGUGUAACAUCAGCCGUGCGAUUUUGGUUGCGGCGCUCACAGCUUGUGCCUGUUGCGGCCAACCCGGCGCAAACAUUCCCUGCGCAGCAUCCACAUGCAGGGCAGCGCUCCAUCUCCCCUGUGCGCAGCGUGAAUUGUCUUGGCCGAAAUACGACACAGCGUCGGCGCUUCGCCCUCUCUUCUGUCCUGCACACCAGCACUUGCUGACUCUCGGGCCGGAGAAAACGAACCUCUCCGUUCCGCCUCCCGCGGGCCUUGACGAGGUCGCAGAGACUGCGGAGACACGCGAGGCGGACGAGGAGACGCGGAGACGGGAACGCGAGGAAGAGACGAUGAAGGCCGAACAGAGUGCGGCGCUGGCACACGUCGCCACGGGCGCCUCCGCGUCCGUCGCCGCCUCCGUCCUUCUCGCUGCAGGCCUGCGCACUCGGCGCGAGUUUCCUGGAGGCGCCGCGCCGCGCGCAGGGCUCAGCGAGAAGCGCGUCGCACGGUCGCCCGGGAGUGGAGCGGCAGAGAAGAAACGCAUGGAGCCCGAAGAGCAUCCGUGCGUCAUCAUCUCAGAUGACGACGACGCCUCCGAGGAGGGUGUGCGGCGCGUUCUCCGAAUCCCUGGAGCCGAGGACCGAGGCCUUCCGCCCUUCCUCGCGGCUUCACUCUCUUCUCUGUCUUCGCUGCAUGCAGCCUCUCCUCCUACGGGCCGGAGUUUCAGUCGGCCGCAUUUCUCGCGACACUCUGCGCUGGCUUCUCCGCCGGCUUCGGUGCCUGCUUUCCCUCAGCGAGGGACGAUUCUGUGCGAAGACGCGAAGCAGCCGGAGAAGGACUGGGGCAGUUCGCGCAUGCAAUCUGAGAGGAGAAACCAUCUCAGCCGCAAGCUCCACUGUCUGCUGAGCCGCCUGGAACGCGCAGUGGAAAGCCUCCGCGAAGACAGCGAGAUGAAGCGCAGACGCCAAGAGCGAAAAGACCGGAACGCGACGGUGAUCGACCUCGGCGAAGACCCGUGA